UGACCCGGAGGAGAAGCGCCGCAUCGGCCAUUUUGGGCUCAAAGGGGGCUUUUCUGUCACCACGUGAGGGCUGGGUUAGUAAGUCUGACACGGGCACUAAAUCGAGCCGAGCGAAGACUCAGAGAACAAGGGGGUAAAAAACGGGAAAGACGUUGCCUCACACACCUGCACUCAUUUUCACAUGUGCUGAUAUAGAGAGUGUAAAGGAUGCCGACAGUCACUCUGCCUCCCAAAGAAAACGCUCUGUUCAAGAGGAUCCUGAGAUGUUAUGAACACAAGCAGUACAGAAAUGGACUGAAAUUCUGCAAACAGAUUCUCUCUAAUCCCAAGUUCUCAGAACAUGGAGAGACACUGGCGAUGAAAGGCCUGACCCUGAACUGCCUGGGAAAGAAAGAAGAAGCCUACGAACUUGUCCGCAGAGGUCUACGAAAUGACCUGAAGAGCCACGUUUGCUGGCACGUGUACGGUCUGCUUCAGAGGUCUGACAAGAAGUACGAUGAGGCUAUUAAGUGCUACAGAAAUGCACUGAAAUGGGACAAAGACAACUUGCAGAUCCUUCGAGAUCUCUCCCUGCUGCAGAUCCAGAUGAGAGACCUGGAGGGUUACAGGGAGACCCGGUAUCAGCUGCUGCAGUUGCGGCCAGCCCAGCGAGCAUCAUGGAUUGGUUACGCCAUUGCGUAUCACCUCUUAGAGGACUAUGAGAUGGCCGCCAAAAUCAUUGAGGAGUUUAGAAAAACACAACAGACGUCCCCUGACAAAGUUGAUUAUGAGUACAGUGAACUGCUGCUGUAUCAGAAUCAGGUCCUGAGGGAGGCGGGACUCUUGAGAGAAGCUCUGGAUCAUCUCACUACCUACGAGAAACAGAUCUGUGAUAAACUGGCUGUGGAGGAAACCAAAGGGGAGCUUCUGUUGAGUCUGGAGCGGUUUGAGGAGGCGGCAGAUGUAUACAGACGACUGCAGGAGAGAAAUCCUGAAAACUGGGCUUAUUACCAUGGCCUGGAGAAAGCCCUCAAACCUGUGAAUACAGAAGAGAAACUAAAGAUCUAUGAGGAGGCCUGGGAGAAAUACCCUAAAGGUCUCGUACCUCGCAGAUUACCGCUGAGCUUCCUGUCUGGGGACAAGUUUCGAGAGUGUUUGGAUAGAUAUUUAAGAAUGAACUUCAGUAAAGGCUGUCCUCCAGUCUUCACCACACUCAGAUCUCUCUAUCAGGACAAAGAGAAGGUGUCAAUAAUUGAAGAAUUAGUUGUUGGUUUUGAAACGUCGUUACGGAGCUGUCGAAUGUUCAGCCCAGAUGAUGAUGGCAAAGAGGAGCCGCCCACUACAUUACUUUGGGUGCAGUAUUUUCUGGCUCAGCACUAUGAUCAGAUCGGCCAGCACACCAUGGCACUCGAAUACAUCAACGCUGGCAUUGAGAGCACGCCUACUCUGAUCGAGCUCUUCCUCAUUAAAGCCAAGAUAUACAAGCAUGCUGGGAACAUCCGGGAAGCAGCUCGUUGGAUGGACGAAGCUCAGGCCCUGGACACAGCAGAUCGUUUCAUUAACUCCAAAUGCGCCAAGUACCUGCUUAAAGCAGGUCUGGUCAAAGAAGCUGAGGAAAUGUGCGCCAAAUUCACGAGGGAGGGAGCGUCUGCAGUAGAGAAUCUGAAUGAGAUGCAGUGUAUGUGGUUCCAGACUGAAUGUGCUCUGGCCUAUAAAUCUAUGAAGAAAUGUGGAGAAGCACUCAAAAAAUGCCAUGAGAUUGAAAGGCACUUUGUAGAGAUAACAGAUGAUCAAUUUGACUUCCAUACGUACUGUAUGCGUAAGAUGACACUGCGUUCCUACGUGGACCUGCUUAAGCUGGAGGAUGUGUUACGUAUGCACCCAUUCUACUUCAAAGCCUCACACACCGCCAUCCAAAUCUACCUCAACCUGCAUGACAACCCACUAACAGAUGACAGCAAGGAGCUACAGACUGAAACUGGGAACCUGACUGACAAAGAACUGAAAAAGUUAAGGAAUAAGCAACGAAGAGCACAGAAGAAAGCACAGCUGGAGGAGGAAAAAAAGAACGCAGAGAAAGAGAAACAGUUAAAGAACCAGAAGAAGAAAAAAGAGGAUGAUGACGAAGAGAUCGGCGGCCCUAAAGAGGAACUCAUACCAGAGAAACUGGCCAGGGUGGAGAAUCCAUUAGAUGAAGCUAUAAAGUUUCUGACACCUUUGAAAAACCUGGUGAAAAAUAAAAUAGACACACACCUUCUGGCCUUUGAAAUCUACUUUAGGAAAGAAAAGUUCCUGUUAAUGCUGCAGUCGGUGAAGAGGGCCAAUGAAAUAGACCCAGACCACCCUUGGCUUCACCAGUGUCUAGUCCGCUUCUUUAAAGGAGUGUCUGAAAGUAAAGACCUAGCAGAGUCGGUCAGCAUGGUGCUCAAGCAGGAAAUCUCCAGGCUGUUUGGGGAAAGUAAUGCUAAGAGCUUCAAUCAGGCCUUCCUCAGCAAGCACUCCAGUUCCAUCCCUCACCGAGUAGCAGCUGCCAAAAUGAUGUUCUACUUGGACCCUUCAACACAGAAGAAAGCAGUGGAACUGGCUAUAGCACUUGAUGAAUCACUGAACAACAGAAGUAUUCAGAUCUGUACAGAGGUUUUGGAAAGCCUGCGUGAUGGCAGCCUUGGAGAGGCUAAAGAAACGGCUGAGUUAUACCGAGCAGAGUGUCAUAAGAUCUACCCCUAUACGCUGGCCUUCAUGCCCCCAGGCUACGAGGAAAACAUGAAGAUUGCGGUCAAUGGAGACGUCUCCACGGAAACUGAGGAGCUGGCCAAUGAUAUGUGAACAGUCGAAGAGGGUGAAGGACUGAGGGAGGAGGAGGUGGAAUGGGAAGCGGUGCGGCACCGCCACUGUCGAACAUCCAAGACGGUUGCCAUUGACUGUUGCGGUUCUUUGAGGAACUUCCUGCGAUCUUCUACACCCCCAGAAAUUGCAGUUAGGACUGACAGACAAUGACUGUGUUUUGGAGUGGAGGAAGAAGAGGAGGGGUGUGGAGGGAGAGAUGAGAAUAAAACGCCCAUUUUACUUUUUUAACCUUGCCGAUGACUACACUCUAACUAAAAACUAGUCAAACAUGCAUCCCAUUUUGAAAUACAGUAUGUCUGAAUGCAAACUUUGUGCAAUGGCGAGAGCAAAUCCCAUAGUCAACACACCAAGCAAGAGAAACGCACUCAAACCCAUCUUUCCCCUGUUUUAAAGAGUAAUUUAUAUGAAAAAUAAAAGCUUAAAAAGGA
Messenger RNA from Ctenopharyngodon idella (grass carp), 3254 nucleotides. RefSeq names its product N-alpha-acetyltransferase 15, NatA auxiliary subunit b (gene naa15b). Gene Ontology annotation, cellular component: cytoplasm; NatA complex. NCBI's taxonomy places the organism in Eukaryota, Metazoa, Chordata, Actinopteri, Cypriniformes, Xenocyprididae. The record is from RefSeq and is a predicted model, not a curated record. Gene Ontology annotation, biological process: N-terminal peptidyl-methionine acetylation. Gene Ontology annotation, molecular function: protein binding; protein-N-terminal amino-acid acetyltransferase activity. The coding region runs from base 208 to 2805 and encodes 865 amino acids. The transcript is spliced from 20 exons.